AUGAGGAAGAUGCUGGCUGCCAUGGUCUCCCGUGUGCUGUCAGGGGUUACUCGGAAGGCAGCUGGCAGAGUGCUGGUGGCCUCCUGUAACUACUCCAGCGAUGCUAUGUUUGAAAUUAAGAAGUGCGACCUGUAUCUGUUGGAUGAGGGACCUCCGCUCACCGCCGUCCUCACCCGGGAAGAGGGGCUCAGGUACUACAGGAUGAUGCAGGUGGUUCGCCGCAUGGAACUGAAGGCCGAUCAGCUGUACAAACAGAAGUUUAUCCGUGGCUUCUGCCACUUGUGUGACGGCCAGGAAGCCUGUUGUGUGGGGCUCGAGGCAGGUAUAAAUGCCUCGGAUCAUGUCAUCACGUCUUACCGAGCUCACGGCGUCUGCUACACCCGUGGCCUGUCCGUGCGCUCAAUUCUCGCCGAGCUGACGGGCCGAAGAGGAGGCUGCGCUAAAGGAAAAGGAGGAUCGAUGCAUAUGUAUGCCAAGAAUUUCUACGGGGGCAACGGCAUUGUGGGUGCCCAGGGUCAGAUAGCCGAGGCUUACAAUAUGGCGGCUUUGUGGAAAUUACCUUGUAUUUUUAUCUGUGAGAAUAACCUCUAUGGAAUGGGAACAUCCGUUGAGAGAGCAGCAGCCAGCGUUGAUUAUUACAGGAGAGGCCAUUUUAUUCCCGGGCUGAGGGUGGAUGGGAUGGACAUCCUGUGCGUUCGGGAGGCCACGAGGUUUGCAGCUGAGUAUUGCCGGUCCGGAAAGGGGCCCAUCCUGAUGGAGCUGCAGACUUACCGUUAUCACGGGCACAGCAUGAGCGACCCUGGUAUUAGUUACCGUACACGAGAAGAAAUCCAGAAAGUAAGAAAGAAGAGUGAUCCCAUUAUGCUUCUCCAAGAGAGGAUGGUGAACAGCAAGCUCGCCAGCAUUGAAGAGCUCAAGGAGAUCGAUGCCGAAGUGAGGAAAGACAUUGAUGAUGCAGCCCAGUUUGCUACAAGCGAGCCUGAACCGCCUGUAGAAGAAUUAGGCCAUCACAUUUACCACAGCCAUCCUCCCUUUGAAGUUCGUGGUGCAAAUCAGUGGAUCAAGUUUAAGUCUGUUAGUUAAAGAGAGACUAUAUAAUCCUAUGUCUGGGCAUCCAUGGUCACUAUUAAGAAUGUAUGUUCAUAGCUUUGUUCAGGAGGGAUAAAACUUGGAAAAUGAAGGACUUGUAUUUCAAAAUACUAAGAUUAUUGAAUAUACUAAAAUAUAUAGUUUAAUAUUGUACUGUACAUUUUUUAAUUUUAAAAUACCAUGUCAUAGUUUGAUGUGAAUGUCUUAAAGGUUAUCAUAAGUUUAUAUACACAAAAAGCUAAAAUAGGAAAAUUAUCUGACAUCCUUAAUGUAGUUGCAAUAAUACCAAGAUUUGGUUGAAUUUUUUCUUGUUUAAAUAAAUAUUCCCACU
Molecule: messenger RNA, 1420 nt
Organism: Ochotona curzoniae (black-lipped pika)
Lineage: Eukaryota; Metazoa; Chordata; Mammalia; Lagomorpha; Ochotonidae
Gene: PDHA2
Product: pyruvate dehydrogenase E1 subunit alpha 2
Exons: 2
Coding region: 1-1083 (360 amino acids)
Molecular function (GO): oxidoreductase activity, acting on the aldehyde or oxo group of donors, disulfide as acceptor
Source: RefSeq, a predicted model, not a curated record